UAAUAAAUUUUUAAAGUUAAAUUACGCAACAAAUUAUUUCUAUUUACACAAGGAUUUCUAGUUUAUGCUCUAAAAAAUUAUAAAAACUAUCAAAAAAUGUCUCACGAACAUCUCCAUGGAAAGCCGAUAACUGUUUUGACAUUCUCGGAAACAAAGGAAAUUAUUAUCGAUAAUGACGAACUUGAAAAGAUGUUCAAUUAUCCAGAAAUUCAAGAACGUAAAGUUGUGAUACUUUCCUUAAUUGGUGCAUUUAGAGGCGGCAAAAGCUUCUUCUUGGAUUAUUGCUUGCGGUUCCUUUAUGCUCAUUUCCCAUCCAUAAACAAUCCAUGGGAAGAAACUCAAUUCAUCUUUGAGACAAAUGACAGCUGGUUGGGCGAACCUGAUGAACCAUUGACUGGAUUCUCGUGGCGUUCAGGCACAAAACGUGAUACAACUGGCAUCAUCAUGUGGAGUGACGUCUUCCUGCAUACAAUAGACAGAACUGGAGAGAAAAUUGCAAUUUUUGUGAUGGACACGCAAGGAUUAUUUGACAAUGAGUCAACUCCAGCUGAUAAUUCAAGGAUCUUUGCACUUGGAACUGUAAUUUCAUCAAUUCAGGUGCUGAACCUUAUGAAUCGAGUUCAGGAAGAUCAGCUGCAAUAUCUUCAAUUUGCUACGGAAUUCACAAAGUUCACAACUGUAGAAACUGUUGAGGAGAACCAAAAGCCAUUCCAAAACUUGACAUUUCUCAUCCGUGAUUGGACCAAUGAUGAGGAAUUUGAAUUCGGAAUCGAAGGUGGAAACAAAUACUUUGAAGAGGAAGUUCUCAAAAUUACAGCAACUCAAAUGCCUGAACUACGAUCGGUCCGUGAAUCAAUUAAAAGCUCAUUCGAACACAUUGGAUGCUGCUUGUUGCCACAUCCAGGUAGAGCAGUUGCUGGUCGUAAAACAUACGAUGGCAAAUUGUCAGGAAUGGAAAAAGAUUUCAAGGAAGAGCUGAAAAAAUUCAUCGAGCAUCUCUUGCUGCCUGACAACAUGAUUCUUAAGAAGAUCAAUGCACAAGAAAUAACUGGAAAGGAACUAAGAACUUACAUUGAAAAAUAUUUUAAAUUAUUCCAGUCAAACGAAAUCCCAGAGACUAAGACAAUCUACGAGAUGACAGUCGAGAGUCACAUGAGCAAUUUGGUAAAGUCUUGCAUCCAUGACUACUAUUUAACAAUUUACCGCAAUGAUUACUUGUUGACUGACAAGAGCAUCACAACUGUCCAUCAAAAUUGUAAAGCAAGAGCACUAAAGCUUUAUGAAAGUGAGAAGAAAAUGGGAACUUCUGAGCAUGAAGAGAAGUAUAAAGCAAUACUAAGCAACGAAAUUGAAAAAAUUUUCAUAGAUUCUCACAAUAAUUUGGUCAAUAAAUUCAAAGGAAUUGAGGAAAUUAAAGAACAGUUAAAAGAUGCACUGGCAAGAGAAAAGCUGCAAAAGGAAGAAGCUGAAAAAUCCAAACAGACGGCAGAAUCAAAGCUGAAAGAUCUAGAAGAAAAGUUGAAUAAAAAGCUGAUCAGCGUUAAGGAAUAUACAAAUCAGAAAAUAAUACUUACUGAACGUAUGGCAGCUGAAAAGAAGAAACUUGAAGACAUUGAAGCUAAGGACAAAGAAAAUACAUCUUUUGGAUGGAAAUUAGCAAAAGCUGUAGGUCUAGUUUUAGGUGUUGGAGUCUUAGCAGCAGGAUUAGGAAUUUCUUUAAUGGCACAGCUUGGUGCCGAACGAUAAAAAAUUCAAUAUUUGCCUUGAAUGUCUUAAGUUUUAUGCAAUUUAACUUUGUGGUCUUGUAGCAAAGUAUUGAUAAAAUAUGUUUUGAAAUCCGAUUAAGAGCGGAGCUGAUAAAAAUGAUUUUAAUUCUGUCUUUUUAUCUUACAACACCAACGACCCGGGCCCUCCUUUAACUCAAUAUUAUUGCCUUAACAAAACAGGCAAAAAAUUUUUUCUUCACAUAAUCAAGCAUCUUUUAAUUGAUGACCACACACUUUCAACAGCUAUAACAGCUUCUUCUACAGCAGCAGCAGAUCUUACAAUUGCAUAUGAACCUUCAGUCACAGCAGACAUGCCAGCUGGUAAUCCACCAGUAACAACUGUUGCACCGACUAAAGCAACAACUCCAACAACUGAUAUCAAUGUUCUCCUGAAUUCUCCUUGUUCCCUAAAUCUCAUUUCCAUGUCUUGGGUCCUCAAUUGUUCAGCAUGAACUCUAGCUUCAUACAUCAUCCUUUGCCUUUCAUAUUCUGCAGCUUCGAUUUGAUUUUGUCGAUCUUCGAGUCUUCUUAGACGUUCUUCUGCUUGUAUUAAUGCUUCUGUAGCUUCCAGACGUUGUUGCUGCUCUCUUACUAUAGCUGCAUGCUGAACCAUCAACUCAGCUUCAAUUUCCUUUGAUUUUUGCUCACUCUGCUCAUUAAAGUACUCGUAAAACUUGUCAAUUUCAUCAAUCAAUUCUGUUCUGAAUUUUUCAUCAUGCUCGGAACUUCCCAUUUUCUUUUCAUGGCUGUACAGCACCAGAGCUUUUUCCUUGCAUUUUUCAUGGAUGAUUGGCAUGCUUUCUUUAGUGAUUAAGUCAGAAUUGCGAUAAACUGUCAUUUUGUAGUCAUUGACACACUUCUUGACCAAGCUGUUCAUGUGACUCUCGACAGUGAACUCAUAAAUGCUGGAUGUCCUGGGAACUUCGGUUGACUGAAAGAUUGUGAAGAAGUUCUUGAGAUAUUGACUCAUGUCCUUGACAUUUACAUCAAUUGAAUUAAUUUGCUUGAUUAUUAAAUUGUCAGGCAUUAGAAGGAACUCGAUAAAUGUUUUAAGUUCUGACCUGAAUUCUUCGUUCAUUUCAGACCAUCGACCGUCAUAAUUCUUACGACUUGCGACUAUUUUUCCAGGAUAUGGCAACAAACAGCAUUCGAUUUUAUUAAAACACUCGAAAAUUGUCUCUCUGACUGACUGCAGUUCCUGGUUAUUGCAAUUAUUUGGGGAUAAAACUUCUUUAAUGUAUUUAUUACCACCAGCAGUUCCGUAGCUGUAUUCAUCAUCAUUAUUCCAGUCACGAAUGAGAAAUGUCAAAUUUUGGAAAGGCUUUUCAAUCAUGCUGCUGCCUGCAAACUUCGCAAACUCCGUGGCAAAUUGUAAAUACUGAAAAUGAUCUUCUUGAGCUCGAUUCAUGAGGUUCAGCAGUUGAAUAGACGAAAUUAGAUUGCCAAGUGCAAAGAUCCUUGAAUUAUCAGCUGGAGUUGACUCGUUGUCAAAUAAUCCUUGCGUGUCCAUCACAAAAAUUGCAAUUUUCUCUCCAGUUCUGUCCAGUGUGUGCAGGAAGACGUCAUUCCACAUGAUGAUGCCAGUUGUGUCACGUUUUGUGCCUGAACGCCAUGAAAAUCCAGUCAAUGGUUCAUCAGAUUCGCCCAUCCAGCUGUCAUUUGUCUCAAAGAUACAUUGAGUUUCUUCCCAUGGAUUGUUUAUGGACGGGAACUGCAAAAAGUUAAGGAUUAAUUCCAUAAUCUGACUUAAUAACUAAAGUUAUACUCACAUGAGCAUAAAGGAACCGCAAGCAAUAAUCCAAGAAGAAGCUUUUGCCACCUCUAAAUGCUCCAAUGAUUGACAUAAUCACAACUUUACGAUCUUGAAUUUCAGGAUGUCCAAAAAUCUUAUCGAGUUCUGAGUCAUCAACGACAAUUUCUUUUGAAUUCAUAAAACUCAAAAUAUUAAUUGCCUUUCCAAAUUUCUGAUCUGAUGUCAUGUUUUAUUUGAUACGGAAAAUGUUUAAGGCAUACAAUAAGACUAUCAAAAUGUAUAAUAACUAUCGCGCUACAAAAAUAUUUUAAAUUUAAAAUCACCGGCUUUUAAUGGUCAAAAAUUGAUAAAAAUGCAAUUU
Chironomus riparius is the source of this 3880-nucleotide messenger RNA. The record is from the annotation of a GenBank genome assembly. NCBI's taxonomy places the organism in Eukaryota, Metazoa, Arthropoda, Insecta, Diptera, Chironomidae.